AAAAGACAGAAAAAAGAGUGUAUUUUAAAAAGUGAAACGAAAGUGUCAGAGCAAAGUGCAAGCAAAAUACUCAAAAGUGCAAUAAAAAGCAAAAAAAUAAAAAUUAAAAAGCUUAAAAGCAAAAGUGUCAAGUGCGAGAAAAUGUGGCGAGCCAUGAAAGCCAAGUUCAGGCUCUAAGUUCCAAAGCCAGAAGCGAGAAGAAAGUAAGAAACAGAUUAGAGAAGAAAGAAAACUCAGAAAACCAUACAAAUCAAAUCAAAAUCCCGUUUAAUCCGUUAAUCCGUUAACACCGAAACGUACAAAAAUGUCCACCGGUCGCCGUUUAGCCAAACGCUCCAUCAUCGGCACCAAGGUGUGCGCCCCGGGUCCGGACGGUCUCUGGUACUCGGGCGUCAUCUCGGACGUCAAAACGCCGCCCACCGCCGCCGGCAAGCCGCUAGCACCACUCUCGCCGCCACCGCCGCCCACUUUCCUGGCGCCCGGCGACACGCACCUUAACGCCGAUACGCGCUAUAUCGUCCGGUUCGAUUUCAAGACCGCCGCCGCCGUGUCCUCGUCCACGUCCUCGUCGUCGUCGUCCACGGGCUCCCCGGAUCCCUCGGUCACCGUCGCGGAGUCGCGUCGCGCCAACGUUCACAUCAGUCCGGCCCAGGCUCUGCGCCGCAAUGCCAUGAUCAAGGAGUUUGGCGAAUCGGAUCUAAUUGGUCCAGGAUUCCGCUCCAUAAUGGGCAUCCAGCUGCAGCCCGGACAACGUGUCUUCCUCACAUACCUCGGCCGGGAGCAGAGCGGCGAUGUGGUCCAGCACGAUGCCAGCAAGGACGAGGUGGUUGUCAAGAUCACAACAACAGGAAAUGAGGAACCGAUUGAGCUGAAGAAGCGCCUGGAGGAAGUGCGUCUGCUGGAAUCGCGACGCUCCGCCCGGCUAGCAGAUCAGGAUCGCGACACGGACUUCGCCAGACUCGCCGACAUGAGUGGCGACCGCCGCAGAACCACCACACACAGUAUUGAGGUGCCAUCGCCGCUGACGCCGCAGCACAACUCACGGAAACGUCCGCCCAGCGAUCACCAGGACUACGGUCCCAGCAAGGAGGUCGAACUUAAUGCAGCCAUGAUUCUCAUGAAUCUUAAAUCCCAUGAACACAAACUUGGCGCCGACAAAUGGCACGAGCUGAGCUCGAGUCCUGGCAGCAGCUCGUCGGCCUCCUGGAGCUCCGGCUCUGCCUCGCCGCCAUUGAGCGACGACGGCCACGCCCACCACAGUCCCAUAGCCAUGUCGUCCUUGGAGGCGGCCAGCGCACGCAUACGCACAACAUCCGUGUCCACCUCGGACGAGGGAAUUGUCAGUGACUUCAAGGAGGAGCGUAAGAAAAAGUCCAAAAAGUUCCGCUGUCUCUAUGGGGGCUGCGACUACACCGAGCUCGAUCACAAGAAAAUCCAGCGCCACGUCAGGAAAAUACACUUGAGAAAAAAGGCCCGCUCCGGGGAAUAUGACAGCUGCAGCGAACACGAAGAGGACUUCUACUAUGACGAGGAGGAAGAAGAGGAUGAGGAGCUGGAUAAGACCACCAACUUGGCCUCCGAACCGACGCUUAGCCACAGGGACAUGGCACGUCCGCCUCACGAGGAUCCGGAAUACCAGAAACAGAUUGUGGGAAACUUCAAGCAAGGACGAAGCCACUACAACCGCGUGACCUACCAGAGGGCGGAUCACCACAUUGGUGGUGGAGCUGGAAGCAGCAUCAGCGGCAGCAAUAGUAGCAUACCGAUCACCCACCAACAGCAGCUGCAAAACAACAACACCAGCUGCACUCCCAGCACGCACCUGGUGCACCACGACUACACCUGGCCAGCGGCGGCGGCCACGUCUGGCGGGAUUGGUAGCAAUACCACCGGAACGGGAAACAACCCGGGAGCCAGCUCCACCUCGCCGCUCACCAAGCAUGCGCGCUCGUCGUCCACCCGUCCGUCCCUCUCGGUAGCGCCAUAUCCAUCGCCAACGUGCGUCCAGCAGCAGCAACACCACAACAAUCACCACACGCUCCACCACAACUAUGCGGGAAGCAGCAGCACACCCAGUGGCAGCUGUAGCAGCUCGAGCAGUCCGGUGAUUCACCGCAAUAGCAGUGCCAACAAUAUGCUGCAGCAGUUAUCGCAGCAGAAUGUGACCGUUACGGCGCACCAUCACCAACAGCAGCAACAGCACCAUCACCAACAACACCAGCAGCAUCUCGUCUCCAGUGUGACGAUCACGCCCAACUACAACCCGGCGCAGCAGCAUCACAGCCACCAUCAACAGAUGCGCCACCAACAGACAACUGCCGGCAACCUGGUUGCCCACAAUCACAGCAACAACCACACCAGCAACAGCAGCAACAACAGCAGCAACCACUCCAGUGGAAGCAUGCAUAUGGCAGUGCAGCCGGUGAAGCACACACCGCACUCGCCGGGCAAGAGGACGCGAGGGGAGAACAAGAAAUGCCGCAAGGUCUAUGGCAUGGAUAAGCGCGACCAGUGGUGCACCCAGUGCCGGUGGAAGAAGGCAUGCAGCCGCUUCGGAGACUGAAAGCGGCAGAAGUCGUCGACGGAGGCGGCAAACCAGGCGUCGGCGCACCAGUCCAAGGCAGCAGUAUCAGCAUCCGUUAAAGCAGCAAACCCAGCCACAACUCCCAAUUCAACAACAUCAGCAACAAAAAUGACCACCACGGUGGUGCGACUGGCAGCUGAAGUGGCGGCAGGAAAACAGCUUCCUGCCUCACUCACCAUCAAAACCAAUCGGCGGUACGGAGCCAGUCAGGGCCACCACGUGGCCCAAAACCAGCACCAUCCUUACGCGGUGACCGCCAACAGCAACACAAUUAUCAAUAGGCCAGUGCGUAUACGCAGUGUGGCCACUUCGGUGAUUGUGGCGCCAAUUUCAUCCGUACCCACCAAUGCUGAGGGAGCUGAGGAAGGAGAAAUGGAGACAGACGAUCCGGAGGCGGAGGAACCCGAUGCGGAUGAGGAGGAGGAGCAGGAAAUGGAACAGGAGGAGCUGGAGGAGGAGGAGCAGGUGGCCGCCGCCAAUGGGUUGCUGGCCUGGAGCCGAGCAGCCGCCAGCCAGCAUCAGCAGCAGCAGGCUGCCCAGGCCGUGCUAAUGCAGGGCUAAGCUCCUGCGAACUGCGAUACUCCUAACCCACUGAACCACUCAAACCACUGACCCACCAUCGCCAGAGAUCGCCCCCGUAAUCCAUCUGUUAGACUGGACUGCUGGGACAAGCUGUUGCUGCCUGCCGCAGGACAAAUCGCCAAUGCGAAAUGCAUUGUGCGAAAUGCAAACGAAAAAUGGUCUCUUCUUAUUUACUCUGCAUUGUAAUGUGCACCUUAAACACGUAACGGUAUCUCUUUUGUUGUUGUGCUGGUGUUGCCAACUGCCGUGCAAAAUGUUGCAAAGCAAACAUUGAAAGCUUGCUAGUUGCAACACAACGCACCCGGGCAACAUUUGCAAUAUACAAUAAUUUUAUUUUAUAUCAUACAUAUUAUACUAUACAUAUUUAUUUCUAAAAUGACUUUGUUAAUUUUUAUGUUAAUACAUUGAAGCAGCAGCAACGGAUGGCAGUUUUUUACAAACGAAAACCUUAUGUAUAUGCCAGCUGUUAAACAAUACAUAUAUGCUAUAAAACAUUACAAAAAAAUGCAAAAGAAAAAAACAGAAAAAAAUAAUUUAAAACCUAAACAU
This is a messenger RNA of Drosophila bipectinata, 3715 nucleotides long. RefSeq names its product Glucose transporter 4 enhancer factor (gene Glut4EF). NCBI's taxonomy places the organism in Eukaryota, Metazoa, Arthropoda, Insecta, Diptera, Drosophilidae. Gene Ontology annotation, cellular component: nucleus. Gene Ontology annotation, molecular function: DNA-binding transcription factor activity; RNA polymerase II cis-regulatory region sequence-specific DNA binding. The record is from RefSeq and is a predicted model, not a curated record. Gene Ontology annotation, biological process: regulation of transcription by RNA polymerase II.